This is a messenger RNA of Chilo suppressalis (striped riceborer), 3336 nucleotides long. The record is from the annotation of a GenBank genome assembly. Lineage: Eukaryota; Metazoa; Arthropoda; Insecta; Lepidoptera; Crambidae.
CAACGACUACGCGCUUAUAAGGACGCCUGGACUGUGAACCUUUCGUGCGACUCGAGGCACGAAAAACUGUCUGUAGAAAAAUCCUUUCGCUUAGUAUGCGUCAAAAGUUUCUUUUUCGCUUUUCAAACUAUGGCAUUGCCGGGAAAAGUGGUUUGUUUUUUUACAUAGGUGGAUUUGAAUAAAAUAUGCCGCAACGCGUUUGCAAAAGUUUGAAACUUCAGUGAUAAUGUUUUCAUUGUUUUGUGAAGUUUGUUACAUUAAUUGUUAAAUGUGAGAUAAGUAACGGGGUUCUUUUAAAACGAUAAAAUGUUUAUGUAUAUGUAUUUUAAAUGUUAAGUUGAAUUAAAAUUAAAAUACCUCUAAAAGAUUUCUUUGAAAGUUUAUGAACUUGCGAAAAAGUUUGUUUAGUGCUCUGACAUUUUGUAAAACUUUUAAGAGUAUUUUAAUGAAAAGAAGUCGUCGCUACUCCUAAAUAAGGUGCCGCUGAUGUCACGAUGCUGGACGAGCCCGACCCAACGAAGGCGUCGAACCUGUCGACCGUCUACGCCGACGAACACAACAACUUCGUGGUCACAUUCUACGAUGAAUCCAACGAACGGUACCUCAACUCAUCGCUCAACUCGACACUGGUGUACCAGUCCUUCAUUCUGCCGUGGUGGCGUCAAGUGCUGUGGACGGUGCUGUUCACCGGAAUGGUUGUGGUGGCCACGGUGGGCAAUCUCGUGGUCAUAUGGAUAGUGCUCGCCAAUAAGCGGAUGAGGAGUGUCACUAACUACUUCUUAGUGAACCUGUCAGUGGCGGACGCGAUGGUGUCCACCCUCAACGUGACGUUCAACUUUACCUACAUGCUGUACUCGGACUGGCCGUUCGGGCACUUCUACUGCAAGUUCUGCCAGUUCAUCGCCGUACUCAGCAUAUCUGCGUCCGUGUUCACCCUGAUGGCUAUCAGUAUCGACAGGUACGUGGCCAUCAUGAGUCCGUUGAGACCACGACUGGGCAAGCGGGCUACGCUGGGCAUAGCGGCCGCCAUCUGGGCCGGCAGCUCGGUCAUCAGCAGUCCCAACUUGAUAUACUUCACCACUGACAUCGACUUUCUACCUGACGGCAGCAAACGACGGGUGUGCUUCGCUGAUUGGCCGGACGGGAUCACCACCAGGUCAAAUCUGGAGUAUAUCUACAACGUGGCAUUCAUGGUGCUGACGUACUUCUUGCCCAUAAUGUCCAUGUCGUACACCUACUCCAGGGUCGGCAUCGAGCUGUGGGGCUCCCAGUCCAUUGGCGAAUGCACUCAGAGGCAGCUAGACAAUGUAAAAAGUAAAAGACGGGUGGUGAAGAUGAUGAUCGUGGUGGUGGUGAUAUUCGCGGUGUGCUGGCUCCCCUUCCACGUGUACUUCGUGGUAACGUCAUACUACCCGGACGUGGUAAACUACACUCACAUCCAGGAGAUCUACCUGGGCAUCUACUGGCUGGCCAUGAGCAACUCCAUGUACAACCCCAUCAUAUACUGCUGGAUGAAUUCCAAAUUCCGGCGCGGAUUUAGACAGUUCUUCUGGUGCUGUGGCGCUUUCGGUGGUAACGGGUUGAGCAGGCAUCGCCCGUUUGGCCCCGACCGACUGGACCGCUCCCUGCGGUCCCUCUCACCCAGCAGGAAGAAUGGUACGAGUUUAUUCAAGGUGACCACAAAAACUACAAAAUUCUCCAAAAAUCCACCUGGCUCCCCUCACUUGCUGCACGCAAGCAAAAUUCGCAAAUAGCAGAUAAAGGGAGAAACUUAGAAUCGGCACGAUGCGUAUGUCGAUGCACAGCACUUACAAUAAUACGCUGGUGAGUAGCGCCUGACAGCGGAGAGGCGCGUCCGGGUCGCACAACGACUGCGGUUCGAAUGACGCGCACUCCGUCGAGCGCACGUGGAUAUGACGCGAAACCCGCGCCCCGCGCGCACCGCGCACCCCGCAAGACCUGUACGCUUGAAGCGAUUGGUCCAAACUCCAACCAAUCAGAAGACUGUUCCGUUACUAUUCGAAUAUUGAAAUUCUCGAAUGAUAUCUUGAUAAAAUGUGCAUUUUGUGUCAUCGUGUUUAAAUUAGUUAGUAAACUCCGAUGUAACUCUAACUUAUGUAGAUUAAAACAAAAAGGGAAGAUACGGCACUCGCGCAGCAUUCAAACACGCUGCAUGUACACUCAAUAUAACAAUAUUGCGUAUAUUAUGUUAUAAAGAUAAAAUAAUGCCUUCAAUGAUUUUAUAAAUAACACAAAUAGUUCAAACACUCGGCAACACUUCUCGUUCGUAAAACUGUAAAAUCAUUUGUUUUUCAAAAGUCAUGGUUUGCCGUGAAUGUUACAAAAACGGACGUUAAAGGACAACAAAACAGCUCAGCCGUUCGCACUAGUUGCUUAUGUUGUUGAGUCAGAUCAUAUUUUAUUUGAUGCUAGUAUGAGCGUACCGUAUCUUUUUUUGUUUUAAUCUACGAACUCCAACCAUAAUAGUAAAAUUGAAUUUUAAUUAACUAUAAGGAAAAUACGAAUUAUUUUACGCACUAAAUCGAAUUUGCGCUACGCUAAAGCUAUUAUGUAAAAAUACUUGUGCUCUCAGAAAGUGUUAUUUUAUCUAAAGGCGACAAUUUACCUAUGGGAAAACCUGAAACUUAAGUCAUCAUAGGCUAUUGUUAUUAGAAAUUAUUUAAUGAUUUAUCUUAGGAAGAUGUCAGCAAAAUUACGCAAAAGCAGCUUUAUACAAAUCAAUAUUCUAUAGCGCGUUCGUCGUUUGUCUGAACGGUGCCUUAAAUUAAAUUUGCGUUUCGUUGCGUUCAUUUCAUUUAGCUGCUAUCGUCAGCAGUCUUUCUGCAUUUCAACAUCACUUUGUCUCUUUUUGCAGCAUUAAAGACAAUUUUUGCUCUGUGGAACAUUAUUCCUUGUACCUACAGUCGAUUAUUUACUCACUAAUGCCUUGUUUAAAGUGAAAUUCUUUACUUUGUUAUUGACAAUAAAAGUUGAUAAUAACAUGGAUUUUAUUGAAAAAAAAUUAACCCUAACAUAUAAAGGCACCUUUAAUACACGGAUGUUUCUUAAAAGACCAACCGUUAAAGUAUAUACUUAAUUUAAGUAUAGAACUGUAUUGUAAAUUUAAUGGUAGUUAGAUAUUAUAAUCUAAAGAGCUUUGUAAAUACAACUAAUUUAAUUAGUUAGUAAAAUAAAAGUAAUUUUCUUAUUAUAGGUACUGUAUACAUAGGGUAAAAUACCCUAUAUUGAGCCUGCUGAAGGAAAUAUUCUUGUAAACUAUAUUAGCGUUAUUAACAUAAGAUUAAACUAUUCCAGGGGGGCAUUCGCCUAACGGGA